GCUUCUCCAGGACUCGAAUCCUGACAUCGUCCUGCCAAAUCAACAACCGCUUCUUCUCCAGGUCGACCGGUCUCUACCAAUCCUUCAAGAUGUCCGAAAUUGCUCACCCCACGAUCCAGGAUGGCUGGUUCCGCGAGAUCUCCAACAUGUGGCCUGGCCAGGCCAUGACCCUCAAGGUCGAGAAGGUCCUUCACCACGAGAAGAGCUUGUAUCAGGAUGUCCUGAUCUUCAAGUCCACUGACCAUGGCAACGUCCUCGUCCUCGACAACGUCAUCCAGUGCACCGAGCGCGAUGAAUUCUCCUACCAGGAGAUGAUCACCCAUCUCGCCAUGAACUCCCACCCCAACCCCAAGAAGGUCCUCGUUAUCGGCGGUGGUGAUGGCGGUGUCCUCCGUGAGGUCGUCAAGCACGACUGCGUUGAGGAGGCCAUCCUCUGCGACAUCGAUGAGGCUGUCAUCCGUCUCUCCAAGCAGUUCCUCCCCCACAUGUCUGCUGGCUUCGAGCACCCCAAGGUCAAGGUCCACGUUGGCGAUGGCUUCAAGUUCCUCGAGGACUUCAAGAACACCUUUGAUGUCAUCAUCACCGACUCCUCCGACCCCGAGGGUCCCGCCGAGUCUCUCUUCCAGAAGCCCUACUUCCAGCUUCUCCACGACGCCCUCCGCGAGGGUGGUGUUAUUACCACACAAGCUGAGAACCAGUGGCUCCACCUUCCUCUCAUCACCAAGCUCAAGAAGGACUGCAAGGAGGUCUUCCCUGUCGCCGAGUACGCAUACACCACCAUCCCCACCUACCCGUCCGGCCAGAUUGGCUUCAUGGUCUGCUCCAAGGACCCCAACGCCAAUGUUAAGGUUCCUCUUCGUUCCUGGUCCCAGGAGGAGGAGGAGAAGCUCUGCCGCUACUACAACUCCGAGAUUCACAAGGCCAGCUUCAUUCUCCCCACCUUCGCCAAGAAGGCCCUCGAGUAAAAAGCCUGCUUUGACGAAAAAUAAACGAAAGACUGGUGAUGACUAUAUAACGCCGUCAUGGCACCGAAUCUUCAUGGCUAGGGCCGCAUAGCACAGUUUCCGGGAAUGGGAAAGGGGGACAGUCGAGAUAUGUUGGCGGAUCUCCAACGUGCUUCUACCAAAGAUACCAAAGAUAGCGGCGUCAGCGCAGGGAAAAGGGUGCUCUGGAAACAUCGCGCCUUUAAACAACCCUGCGCGCGAGGCUCUUGAAACGAAAUAUAUCGGAUUCGCCUCGCAAUGUUACGUACAAAUCAGAAAAAUUGAUAACGUGAUGGUUACACAACUGAUCAAACGUUCAGAAUGUAACACACAAAUCAAUAUAUUACGAUGAAGCCCGGCGAGUUAGGAACUCACCUUCGCCUGGCUUACGUCAGGAUAGAUAUCAAACCUCCGCUGAUCCCUUAGAGGAAUGCCCGACCUCGCCUCCUCGAUCUUUGUCCCGUCAAGCUCGGCACUCACAAUUGUCUCGCUCUCCUCCGCCUCUACUAAUACUCGGGCCAUGGGGUCGACGAUCAGGCUGUGACCAUACGCAUGGUAACUCGCGCUCGUAUCCCUCGCCGGACUGCAGAGGGCCACGUAAAUUUGGUUGUCCAUGGCCCUCGCCUGUCCCUGCAGCCGCCAAUGCAGCGGACCGGUUGUGGUAUUGAACGCGCCCGGAUAAACGAGAGCAAAGCAACCCUUCCGGGCUGCAAUCAUGGCCAGCUCCGGGAACCGAAUAUCAUAGCAGAUGGCCACGGCGAUGCGGCCGUAGUCGGGCAAAUCCACCAGCGUCACGCUGUUACCGGGCGACAACACAUCGCUCUCCUUAAACUUGAUCUUGCCCGGAAUAUCGAUAUCGAACAGAUGCACUUUACGAUGCGAUGCAAGCAGUUUGCCGUCGGGGCCGAAAACCAAGCUCGUGUUGUAGUAUGUCUUUUUGUCCUCCGUGCCCUCCUCGAUGGCGAGCUCGGGAAUCGACCCCCCCACCAGGUAGAUGCCGUUGUCACGAGCCAUCGCGGAGAGCGCGUGGAAGGACGGGCUCUGCUCGGCAGUCGGAGGUGAAGGGAGGAGCUGCUCGGCGUACGAGGGGAAGAAGUCGCAGCCGUAGGGGGAGUUGAAGCAUUCGGGAAGAACGACAAUGUUGGCGCCGCCUGAAGCGGCCUCGCGCACCUUGUCGGCGGCAUGCAAGAGGUUGGCGGACUUGUCGGCGCCGCUGGCAAGUUGGAUACAAGCUAGCUUGACUGGCUUCUUGAGGAGGAUCGGGUGCUUGGUCGAGGAAGCCAUCUUGCGGAUUUGAGAAUGAAGGAGUAGACGGAUGGUGGU
Molecule: messenger RNA, 2306 nt
Organism: Neurospora tetrasperma FGSC 2508
Lineage: Eukaryota; Fungi; Ascomycota; Sordariomycetes; Sordariales; Sordariaceae
Product: spermidine synthase
Exons: 4
Coding region: 90-965 (291 amino acids)
Biological process (GO): spermidine biosynthetic process
Cellular component (GO): cytosol
Molecular function (GO): spermidine synthase activity
Source: RefSeq, a predicted model, not a curated record